This is a messenger RNA of Anneissia japonica, 2494 nucleotides long. RefSeq names its product fibropellin-1-like. The record is from RefSeq and is a predicted model, not a curated record. Gene Ontology annotation, molecular function: calcium ion binding. NCBI's taxonomy places the organism in Eukaryota, Metazoa, Echinodermata, Crinoidea, Comatulida, Comatulidae. The transcript is spliced from 14 exons. Gene Ontology annotation, cellular component: plasma membrane; protein-containing complex. Gene Ontology annotation, biological process: heterophilic cell-cell adhesion; establishment or maintenance of epithelial cell apical/basal polarity. Bases 262 to 2397 code for a protein of 711 amino acids.
CCGGAUCCGCCCCUAAAUACAACUAGGCUUGCUCAAUGUAGGCUUCUGAUUGGUCAAAUAUUUUGGGCUUGAUUGACAUACUGAAAAAUUUAAUAAAGGCAAUUCUGAGACUAUUAGGCCGGAUACAAUAGCGGUGAACAAAAGAAGGAUAUUGAUUUCAGUAACCGUCUCAAUCUCAUAUUGAUUAAACGUUGGGUUUUGUUAUUUUAUGAAUUACAAGUAUGCUAGUCUUUAUUUGCAAUAGGAAGUUGAUAAAGAGCCAUGGCAACACACUUUCUUCUCGUUCUACAAUUUUUGAUAUUAUAUCUGCUCCACCUUUGCAGUUCCUAUAGUAUGUACUUGUCAGAGACAUCAUAUGGUAGAGUGUAUGUUUAUGAUGGCAGCCAGUGGGGAACCGUCUGUGAUGACGGUUUCGGCAUAGAAGAAGCACAAGUCAUAUGUCGACAACUUGGAUUCCAUAGCGCUGUUACAUAUUAUCAAUCCUACGGUGGCGGAUCUGGGGCAAUAUUAAUGGACGAUUUGGCUUGUACUGGCUCAGAAUCCUACAUCUGGGACUGUUCAUUUCCAGGAUGGGGUGUUAAUAAUUGCGGCCAUACGGAGGACGCGGGUGUUAAAUGCACUACUGUUUACCUGUCUGAGGGCUCGUAUGGUAGAGUGCAUAUCCAUUAUGGCAGCGAAUGGGGAACUAUUUGUGAUGACGGAUUUGGCACGGAAGAAGCGCAAGUUAUUUGUCGACAACUUGGAUACUCAAGUGCUGUUACAUAUUACCAAGCCUACGGAGGCGGAAGCGGAACAAUAUUAAUGGACGAUUUGGCUUGUACUGGGUCAGAAACCACCAUCGAGAGCUGUCCUUUUGCAGGAUGGGGCACUAAUAAUUGCGGUCAUACGGAGGACGCGGGUGUUCAAUGCACUUCAGAAAAUAUAUGUUCUACAAGUCCUUGCGUUUAUGGAGCUUGCAGCGUUACUUAUCAAGGAAGUAUAUAUACGUGUUCCUGUAAUGCCGGAUACUCGGGAACCAACUGUGAAACUAAUAAUGACGACUGUGUGACGAACUCAUGCGUUAAUGGAAAUUGCAUAGACGGAGUUAAUACUUACACAUGCUCGUGUUACAGCGGCUAUGAUGGAACAUACUGCAACAAUGGCCUAUUUGGUUUCUCUAUACUUUGCAACCAAUUCAGUUGGAUAUUAUGUCUUUUUUUUGUAAUAUACCGACAGCGUGGAUUAAUGGAAGUAUUUGUGAUUUCAGAUAUUAACGAAUGUCUCUCAUCUCCAUGUGUAUAUGGCAUAUGUAACGAUCAUGUAAAUCAAUAUUCCUGCUCAUGUAAUGCUGGUUACUCCGGAACUAACUGCCAAACAGACAUAGAUGAAUGCUCGUCAUCCCCUUGUAACUUUGGUCAAUGCAAUGACCAGGUGAAUUCGUACACCUGUACUUGUAACCCGGGUUAUUCUGGAACAUACUGUGACACAGAUAUAAACGAGUGCGAUUCCUCUCCCUGCAUACAUGGCGUUUGUAAUGACGAAACGAACCGAUACUCGUGCACAUGUAACGCUGGCUACAGUGGAACGAACUGUGAAACAGACAUUGAUGAAUGUUCGUCAUCCCCUUGUAAUUUUGGCCAAUGCAAUGACCAGGUGAAUUCGUACAUCUGUACUUGUAACCCAGGUUAUUCUGGAACAUACUGUGACACAGAUAUAAACGAAUGUGCUUCUUCCCCCUGUAUACAUGGCGUGUGUAAUGACGAAACGAACCAAUACUCGUGCACAUGUAACCCGGGCUACAGUGGAACGAACUGUGAAACAGACAUAGAUGAAUGCUCGUCAUCCCCUUGUAACUUUGGUCAAUGCAAUGACCAGGUGAAUUCGUACACCUGUACUUGUAACCCAGGUUAUUCUGGAACAUACUGUGACACAGACGUAGAUGAAUGUUCUUCAUCCCCAUGUAAUUUUGGCGUCUGCAAUGACGCCGUAAAUUCGUACACUUGUACCUGUGACUCUGGAUAUUCUGGAGAAUACUGCGAUACGGAGAUAAAUGAAUGCGACUCCUCUCCCUGUCAGAAUGGUGGAGAAUGUUACGAUUUUGUGAACAAAUUCGAGUGUACCUGCCUGGCCUGGUACUUUCAAGACGAUUGUUCUGAACUAGAUACAUCAUAUAGCACAACCGCAUUUUCUGACCUGGAAGAGAAUGCCGCUCUACAAGGUUACGUUUACAGAACACUUUUUGUGCGUAGCAAAAUAGAGUGCUUGGCAGAGUGCAUCUUGUCAGGGCAUUGUUUGUCUAUAAAUUAUAAUAAUUCGGAAAACAUCUGUGAGUUAAAUUCAAGCUCCAGAACAGCAGAGGUUGCCGCCCUCAAGACAGAAGUCCAUGGAACAGAUUAUUAUGAGCGUCCCUCCAACUAAGUUAAGGCAAUUAUGUGUUUAGGCAUUAUACAAUACAAUUGUGAUAAUGAUAAUAAUAAUGCUUGUAAUACUAAUGGUAGUACACACACAUCCACAC